Molecule: messenger RNA, 1158 nt
Organism: Kalmanozyma brasiliensis GHG001
Lineage: Eukaryota; Fungi; Basidiomycota; Ustilaginomycetes; Ustilaginales
Exons: 1
Coding region: 1-1158 (385 amino acids)
Source: RefSeq, a predicted model, not a curated record
AUGGACCUCCGCGACCCAAACAUCAUCGAGGACACCGACCGUGUCGACGGAAGCGGUACCUCAACCAGCGUCACGACAGACACCAAAACGGACCUCGACCAGAAUGUAGAAAAGAUCGUGGGCAGCAUCUCGAGCUGGUUCACUGGCUUUGCCAAAAAGUCGCAGGACACAAUCAUUCAAGCGAGAAAGGAGAUGGAGGAUCGAGGUGGCAUCGUCAAUUACGCAAAGAGCGAGUACGCCAAGCUUGAAUCUUCGUUGGAAGAAGCCCAGAAGAACGCCGACGACAACUUGUCAACGCUGCCUGCGACCUCGGUCGAGGAUGCUUUCCUUCAUUCUGAGAAGGAAACUUCAAAAGGAAAAGGCAAGGAGAGGGUCGUCAAUGAUCAAGAUGCACCAGCGACGGCGGCAGACAGCGGCGACACGGCGCACACGGGACCCACUCUUGGCGCUUCAGUCACAUCCCUCUUCUCCAAGAUCACCUCUGAUCCUCGCAUCGCAUCAUUGCAGCAAUCUUUGACCUCGACACUCCAAUCUGUGUCAUCGCCGACGAGCACUGGGACAGAAAAAGAUGCUGAUGGCACCGAGAGGACGACAGGACCAACACCGAUCAACCUCCAAGAAUCGCUCUCGAAGCUCUCGCUGACCAUCCAGUCGCACUUGCCGCAUCUCGAUCUCAAAGAGUCGCAGCAGCUGGCCACAAAGUAUCUGCACGCAACCGAGAACUAUGCGCGCGAGAUCCAGUCCGACAUGAAGGACUUUGUUGGCGAGCUGGUCCGCAUCGUACCGCCAGAAGGCGAAGCGGCCCAGCCAGGCACGGCAACAGCUCUGGCACCCAAGCCUAUCAGCAAGGACACAAGCACAAGCACAACCGAGUCCAGUGCUCAGCAAGACGCCAAGGCAACCACACCUGCCACAACGGAGUCUUCAGCGCUCGCUGCCAGCGAUCUCAAGAGUCCGUCUGCCGAAAGCGAAGAGGACUUUGCAUGGGACGGCGAGGACGACGAAGCUGCUGCCGCCGCCGCCAAGCCCGAGGCCACCACGCCAUCGACCGCUAAGGCAGCCGCUCCGGCUCCCGAUACCACGGUUGCCGCUGGACAAGACAAGAAGCCCACUCAGAGCAAGACGGAGGAUUCGGACGAAGAUUCCGAUUGGGAGUAG